Molecule: messenger RNA, 1671 nt
Organism: Crotalus tigris (Tiger rattlesnake)
Lineage: Eukaryota; Metazoa; Chordata; Lepidosauria; Squamata; Viperidae
Gene: MVD
Product: mevalonate diphosphate decarboxylase
Exons: 10
Coding region: 165-1385 (406 amino acids)
Biological process (GO): isoprenoid biosynthetic process; isopentenyl diphosphate biosynthetic process, mevalonate pathway
Cellular component (GO): cytosol
Molecular function (GO): diphosphomevalonate decarboxylase activity; ATP binding
Source: RefSeq, a predicted model, not a curated record
UGUGGGGGAGGAGGCGGGGGGAGAGCCGGGCGCCGCUCCCAGUAAGGGCGGACUGGGCGGACUGGGAGGGGAGCGGGAGCGCUGGGCAGGCCGGUUUUGGGUCCUGCUGAGGAGCAGAGCGGCGGCCGGAGCAACCAGCGGGUGUCCCCUGCAGGCGUCGCACCAUGAGUCCGCCCGUGGCCGGAGAGAAGCGCCCGGCUCUGGUCACCUGCACAGCGCCUGUCAACAUCGCGGUGGUCAAGUACUGGGGGAAACGUGAUGAAAAGCUGAUCCUGCCUAUUAAUUCAUCCCUCAGCAUUACCCUGCACCAAGAUCAGCUAAAAACGACCACCACAGCCGCCUUCAGCCGAGACUUUGUGGAAGACCGUCUCUGGCUGAACGGGGAGCCGGCCGAUAUCGGGCACCCCCGUCUCCAGUCUUGCCUGCGGGAAAUCCGUCGUCUGGCUAGGAAGCGCCAUGGCGAGAGCAGUGGGGGUGAUGAGGGGGACCCGCUUCCCCUGAGCUACAAAGUCCACAUAGCCUCAGAGAACAAUUUUCCCACUGCAGCGGGCCUGGCCUCUUCUGCUGCUGGCUAUGCUUGCCUGGUCUACACCCUGGCCCGGCUCUAUGGUGUGGAGGGGGAUCUGUCCGAAAUUGCUCGCCAGGGCUCUGGGAGCGCCUGUCGAAGUAUGUUUGGAGGCUUCGUGCAGUGGGUGAUGGGGGACGAUGCUGAUGGCAAAGACAGUGUGGCCCAACAGGUGGCGCCAGAGACGCACUGGCCGGAGCUGCGGGUCUUGAUUCUGGUGGUGAGUGCGGAGAAGAAAGUGGUGGGCAGCACAGCCGGAAUGCAGACCAGCGUGAAGACCAGCCGCUUGUUGAAGCACCGGGCCGAGGCCGUGGUCCCAGAGCGCAUGGUCCAGAUGAUUCACCACAUCCAGCAGAGGGAUUUUGAGGCUUUUGGUCAGCUCACCAUGAAGGACAGCAACCAGUUCCACGCCAUCUGCUUGGACACCUUCCCGCCCAUCUUCUACCUCAGCGACACCUCCAAGCAAGUGAUUGCCCUGGUGCACCGCUUCAAUGCCCACCACGGGAAGACUAAAGUGGCCUAUACGUUCGAUGCCGGUCCCAACGCCGUCCUUUUCCUGCUAGAUGAGACGCUGGAGGAAUUUGUGGAGGUGGUCAAACGCAGCUUCCCCCCCAAGAGUAACGGAGACCAGUUUCUCAAAGGUCUUUCCGUGAAGGCAGCGAGUCCCUCGGAGGAGCUGCUGGCGGAGGUGGUUCGGGAUCCUAUCCCAGGCGCCAUCCGGUACCUGCUGAUCACCAAGCCUGGCCCAGGACCAUCAGUUGUGGAUGAUGGGAGCUGCCAUCUCCUGGGGGAAGACGGGAUGCCAGGAAGCAGCAGCUGAGCCAAGAGCAGCUCCUCUCUGGGGCUGCCCCAGAGCCAGCCAGUUGGAGGGGGGGGGGGAGAGGCCUGGCUGACAGUCGCUUCUUGCUGGGCGCAAAAGGGAUAAUUUUUGAGGGUCCUUUCCUGUCCUCAUCACCUGUUUCGUACUCUGCUUUUUGAUUCGGCACCUUGAGUCUUGUGGACGUCCCUGGCCCAUAACUAUUGAUACAAAUUAAUAACCUUCAGUUUCUUUGAUACGGUUUUAUUAUUAAGAGAGGUUAAUAAUAAAUGAGAUAUUCUGCGUGGCU